Molecule: messenger RNA, 1969 nt
Organism: Helicoverpa armigera (cotton bollworm)
Lineage: Eukaryota; Metazoa; Arthropoda; Insecta; Lepidoptera; Noctuidae
Gene: AnxB10
Product: annexin B10
Exons: 9
Coding region: 231-1208 (325 amino acids)
Cellular component (GO): cytoplasm
Molecular function (GO): calcium-dependent phospholipid binding; calcium ion binding
Source: RefSeq, a predicted model, not a curated record
AAGUAGUAGCAUCUCUAGCUUACCAAGCUGUCAAGCGGUAUUUGUCAUUUGCGUUUGACAUUUAAGAAAAGACGUCACGUCACGUCAAAUCAGUUUUCCAAAAAACGCCGCGCGGGGAGAUAACUUGUGAAUUGCAACUGUGAAAGAUCUGAUAAGAGACUUAUUUGCAUCUUAUUCGGGUCGUUACAUAGUUUUUUUGUGAUCAAGAAACGCUACGUCAACUAGCUAAGAUGGUGUUCCAACGUGAUCCAACGAUAGUGGGAGUACCGAACUUCAACGCGACGGAAGAUGCGGCGGCGCUCCGGGCUGCCAUGAAGGGCUUCGGAACUGAUGAGCAAGCCAUCAUUGAUAUCCUGACCACGCGCUCCAACGCUCAGCGUCAGGCCAUCUCUAAGGCUUUCACCCAUGAGUAUGGGAGGGACAUAAUCGAGGACCUAAAAUCCGAACUCGGCGGUCACUUCGAGGACGUCAUAGUGGCACUCAUGCUGCCCCCCGAGGAGUACCUGUGCAAGGAGCUGCACAAGUGCAUGGACGGGCUGGGCACGGACGAGCACACGCUGGUGGAGAUCCUGUGCACGAGGACUAAGCAGGAGAUUGCGGCUAUCGUUGAAGCUUAUGAGAGGAUGUACGACCGUCCUCUAGCUGAGCACAUGUGCUCGGAAACGUCAGGCGACUUCCGAAGACUGCUCACCCUCAUCGUGACUUCUGCCGUCCGCCAGGGGGCGCGGGACGACGAGGUCGGCGUCGACGCGGAGAAGGCGCGGGAGGAUGCACAGGCGCUGUACGACGCGGGGGAAGCCAAGUGGGGGACUGAUGAGGAGGUGUUUAACCGGAUCCUGGCCCACGAGAGCUUCGCGCAGCUGCGUCAAAUCUUCGAGGAGUACAAGAACAUCUCCGGCCGCACCAUCGAGCAGGCCAUCAAGGCUGAGAUAGGAGGAGAGCUGAAGGAAGCCCUCUCUGCUAUCGUGGAGUGCGUCGAAAAUGCUCCCGCGUGGUUCGCGGCGAGGCUCCGGAAUGCCAUGCAGGGUGCUGGCACGGAAGACCAGACCCUGGUCAGGAUUGUGGUGUCGAGGGCUGAGAUAGAUCUGGGCAGCAUCAAGACGGAGUACGAGAGGCUGUAUGAUAAGACCCUCCACAGUGAUCUGUCGCAGGGCGAGACCUCCGGAGACUACAAGCGGGCCCUGGUCGCUCUGCUGGGACCUGUCUAAGUGGAAGAUUGAAGAUAUGAACAAAUGGACAUCUAAAGAGCAUCAGUAUUUUGGUGUUGGGUUGUAUUCUGAAGUUAGGACGGAACUGGCUCUCGCUUAGUUUGACGUCUGUGUGAGAAUUUAAGCAUCUAAUGAAACUAUUUGCUGAAAAUCUCAGGGCUCUUAGAUCGACUAAUUAUUUGAAAAGGCACGCAUCAUGCGCUCUCACUAAUUAUAUGUAUAGAAUCAUUUACAAUUCCGUUUAUAUUAUGCACAAAAAAAGACGCAAAAAUGUCGACAAAGACCUAUCAUAAGCGAUAGAUUGUAAGAGGAACGACAAUGAGAGCCAGUCAAUUUUGAUAAGGACAACGUGCAUUAAAGAAGAAAAACAUAGAACGUCUGUGUUGCCAACAUAUUAUUCCUACCAACUGUUAAUGCUCUUUAGCGCUCCAUUUGUUUAUUUAUUUAAAUACCUAAGCUUCUGUGUGUCGUGCAGCUAGAAUAAGUUAUGUGUACUCGUUACGUCACUUGACAUAGUUUGCAUCGUUCCGGUAUUUUCUGCAGCUGAUUAUUUCAUUAAUAAAUUAAAUGUUGUAUUCGGUCGACGGACCUAAAACUGUAGUGCAUAAUAUUUAAGAUUAUUUGUUGUUUUAAUUUAAGCUCAAAUAAGCAAUUCUUGCGAGUUCGCAGCUGAUUUAUUGAAUCAAACAUGAUAAUAAUUAGAAAUUUAAUCUCGAUUACUAUGAAAAACAACGAUAUUAUUGCAAUCUCAAAAUAAACUA